Molecule: messenger RNA, 415 nt
Organism: Eremomyces bilateralis CBS 781.70
Lineage: Eukaryota; Fungi; Ascomycota; Dothideomycetes; Eremomycetales; Eremomycetaceae
Product: stress responsive A/B barrel domain protein
Exons: 3
Coding region: 68-403 (111 amino acids)
Source: RefSeq, a predicted model, not a curated record
UGCCGUAGCUGGGAUCGACCGUCUCUAGUAAGAACCAUCUCCAAUCCCAAGUCCAAUACUAGCAAUCAUGGGCGGGCCGGUCAAGCGAAUCACGCUCUUCAAAGUGAAGAACCAGGACGAUAUUCCGACGAUAUUGGACCAGUACAAGGACGUGAAGACCAAAGCCUUGAAGGACGGAAAGCCUUACAUCCUCGCAAUUCAAGCCGGACCGACUCACGACGACCCUCGAUCCAUGGGCUACAACUUCUGCGCGUACACAUCAUUCGCUAGCCUCGAAGAUAUGCAGUACUAUGACACUCAAUGUGAGGCACACGCAGCCCUGAAAGCGGUGUUGAUUCCACUGGUUGCACCACCACCGAUGACGGUGUACCUGGACGUGGAGAAGAGUGUAGGAGGGCAGUAAUUAAUUUGGGUC